Messenger RNA from Oryzias latipes (Japanese medaka), 1867 nucleotides. Its product is annotated as NAD-dependent protein deacetylase sirtuin-7. Gene Ontology annotation, cellular component: nucleus; chromatin. Gene Ontology annotation, molecular function: NAD+ binding; histone H3K18 deacetylase activity, NAD-dependent. The record is from RefSeq and is a predicted model, not a curated record. Lineage: Eukaryota; Metazoa; Chordata; Actinopteri; Beloniformes; Adrianichthyidae.
GCGCAGCUGAGUUUUCUGCUCGUCCGCUGACUGGCUGGUUCCGGUUUAGGCUCCGCCAUGGCGCCGAGCUUUAUUAUGAACAGAUAACCGGUUCGGGUCUCGCUCAGGCGGGAUGGAGGAGGUGCCGGACACGGGCACAAGUGCGCGAGCGGAGAGGAAGGCGUUGGAAAAGGCUAAAAUCCAGCAACGGGAGAGCGAGAGGAACAUCCUCCGGCUGGUCGGACAGGUCCUGAAGAAACCGGAAGCUGAGCGGUCCGAGGAGGAGGCCGCGGCGCUGCUGCUCCACAGAGACGCCGCGGAGGAGCUGUGCAGGAGACGGAGCCGCAGGGACGGCCUCCGGAGGAAGCAGGAGGAGGUUUUUGAUGACGCUGAAGUGCUGAAAGGUAAAGUGCAGCAGUUAGCCGCCGCCGUCCGUCAGGCCAGUCACCUGGUGGUUUACACUGGAGCGGGGAUCAGCACGGCAGCAUCCAUCCCAGAUUACAGGGGGCCCAACGGGGUGUGGACGCAGCUGCAGAGGGGGCAGGCCGUCAGCUCGUCGGACUUGAGUCAAGCUGAGCCGACACUUACACACAUGUGCAUCAGGAUGCUGCACGAGGAGAAGCUGGUGAAGCAUGUUGUAUCUCAGAACUGUGACGGCCUUCAUCUGCGCAGCGGUCUGCGCAGACACGCCCUGUCAGAACUCCAUGGAAACAUGUUCAUCGAGGUGUGCACUUCCUGCUCUCCGGUCAGAGAGUACGUGCGCUUGUUCGAUGUGACGGAGCGGACCUCACUGCACCGCCACGCCACUGGUCGCAGCUGCAGCUGCUGUGGCGCAGAACUCCGAGACACCAUCGUUCACUUCGGAGAGCGCGGGAGCCUGGAGCAGCCGCUGAACUGGGAGGGGGCCGUGGAGGCAGCCAGGAGGGCCGACGUCAUUCUCUGCCUGGGCUCCAGUCUGAAGGUGCUGAAGAAAUACUCCUGUCUGUGGUCCAUGAACAGACCCGUGAAUAAAAGGCCGAAGCUCUACAUCGUGAACCUUCAGUGGACGCCCAAAGACGACCUCGCUGUCCUGAAAAUUCACGGCAGGUGUGACGACGUCAUGCGGCGGCUCAUGGAGGAGCUGAACCUCCAGAUACCUGCGUACGACAGGACGAAGGACCCCAUCUUCAGUUUAGCCGCCCCUCUCAGGCCAGAAGAGCUGCACAGUCACACCCGUGAGCUCAUAGCACCCCCCAGUGGACAGGACAGGGGCUCCGCUGACUGCGGGGUGCAGAUGAAGGAAGGCCCCCAUGUGCAGGGGGGCUGGUUUGGACGAGGCUACGGCAAAGGAAGGAGGAAGAGGAGGAAAAAAGCGGCAUGACACUGGAACAUGUGGAUCAUGGACGAGUUUUAGGGUGCUUUGAUGUGAAUCACCUCUGUAGUGUGGGGGGUGUUCUGAUGUUUACAAAGACUUCACUGCGUUGUGCAGCUUCUGUUCUUGGCGCCGGCAGCGGAACCGUCUAUAGUUCAGCUGAACGUUUGGGCCGACAGAACCGUUUCCAUGGUCUCAGUGUUGUCUGUUGGUGGAAAGCUGCGGCGGUGUUCCUUCAUGAUGUCUCAUGUCUGCAGUUUUAUAAAUAGAUCAUGGGUAUAUUUUUGUAGAGUUUAUUUUCAGGUGAUGGAAACUGGAUUUGGUUUCCGGUGUUUGGUUCCCCUGGUUUGCUCUGCUGCGACCUCAGGUCUGCUGUGGGUUAACUUAUGUGUACUGCACCAUGAGGAGCCAUGAAUCUGCUUUUCCUGUGAGGUCAUCUUCAUCGUGGCAGGAGCCGCUGAAGUGAACCAUCCUUGUUUUGUUUUUUUCCAAAGUUAAUGCACGGAGGAGUGAAUAAAUGCUGGCUUUUCAUCCUUU